UAACCUUUGUCAUCUAUCCUACCCAAGAGAAGCAAAUGGCGGUGGCCAGUGACAGAGAUCUCCCGACGGCAAUUGGGUCAGACCACGACCGUCGGAAAGAUCUGAAGGCCUUUGAUAACACCAAAACUGGCGUCAAAGGACUAAUGGAUGCUGGAAUCGUGAAGAUCCCAAACAUUUUCAUCCUGCCACCGGAUGACAUCAUCAAGGCGUCAGUGGCUGGUCUGACCCAUAUACAGAUUCCGAUCAUAGAUAUGGAAGGAGUGGAAAGCGAUCGACGAUUGGAGAUUGUUGAUGAGAUCGGACGUGCAUCGGAGACGUGGGGCUUCUUUCAAGUGGUGAAUCAUGGGAUCCCUGUAAGUGUACUGGAUGAGAUGAUUGAAGGUGCACGUAGGUUCUUCGAGCAACCAGAUGAGGUGAAGAUGGAAUAUUACAACCGUGAUUUCAAGAGAAAAGUUUCUUAUCUUAGCAAUUUCGAUCUGUACCAAUCAACAGCUGCGAAUUGGAAGGACACCUUGCUUUGUAUAAUGGCCCCUGAUCCACUGGACCCUCAUGAAUUGCCUGCCGCUUGCAGGGACAUAAAGAUGAAGUAUUCAAAGUAUCUCACAGGGUUAGGGACCACGCUAUUUGAGCUACUAUCAGAGGCACUUGGGCUCAAUUCUAACUAUCUCAAAGACAUGGGUUGUGCCAGAGGCCAUGCUAUUCUAUCCCACUAUUACCCUCCAUGCCCAGAGCCAGACCUCACCCUUGGCAUAACCCAUCAUUCGGACAAUGACUUCCUCACUAUCCUACUCCAAGACCAUAUUGGUGGCCUCCAAGUUCUUCAUCAAAAUCAAUGGGUUGAUGUUAGCCCAAUGCAUGGAGCUCUUGUUGUUAACGUUGGUGAUCUUCUACAGCUUAUUUCCAACGACAAGCUGAAAAGCGUAGAGCACAGAGUGCUGGCUAACCGUGUGGGCCCAAGGAUAUCCGUGGCAUGUUUCUUCAGCACACGUCUCCAUCCAUCCACCAAAGUGUAUGGCCCAAUCAAGGAGUUGGUGUCAGAUGAGAAUCCGCCGAAAUACAAGGAAACUACGGUCGCAGACUACCUUACUUACUAUCUAGCAAAAGGACUUGACGGGAAGAAGUCCGCUCUGGACCAUUUCAAGCUGUGAUCAAAGAUG
This is a messenger RNA of Magnolia sinica, 1157 nucleotides long. Its product is annotated as 1-aminocyclopropane-1-carboxylate oxidase homolog 1-like. Lineage: Eukaryota; Viridiplantae; Streptophyta; Magnoliopsida; Magnoliales; Magnoliaceae. The transcript is spliced from 3 exons. The record is from RefSeq and is a predicted model, not a curated record. The coding region runs from base 36 to 1148 and encodes 370 amino acids.